AUGGCACCAAAAGCGCCUCGUAUUGCAGAAGAAAUAUGGGAACAACACAGGAACGAGAUCACUGCUCUUUAUUGCGCUCCCAAGGGAACGCUGAAGAAAACAAUGCAGAUAAUGGAGGGGAAAUAUGGGUUUCAAGCAACUAAGAACCAAUAUACCACAAAAUUUGAGACUUGGGGCAUACAAAAGUAUGCUGACAGGGCCAUCUGGGCCUAUGUAGACCAGAAACUCAGGAAGCGAAAGUUGGAGGAGGGCAAGGAUAGUGGAUUUAUCAUCCACGAGAGGAAAAGGACACGACUGGAAGUUGAAAAAGAAAUUGCCCGAAAUGUCACACAUAUGAGUCGGUUGCAGUUGUUACAAGACAUUCCUACACCCGCAGGUGUUCAGGUGUUCACUCCAGGAGCCGAAGCAUCUUCUGCAUCUGUCGCUCUUCGAGAAGUGUGCACGAGCAACCUUCCAAGUGUUCAAUUACAGAGAGAGAUUCACGCGGUCAUGUGUAAGAAUCGACAAAUAUACAAGUUCGAUACUUUUCCAGCAAUGGACAAUCAAAUGACUCAAAUGCUGCCAAACUCUGAUAUGCUGGUUCAGUCAAGCAGUCAGCUCAAUAGUUGCAACAGUCCACUGUUUGCAGCUAGGUCGCAGCAAAUAGCCCUGAGAAAUACUCUGGAUAGUGUGAUGUCAUCCAUAUUGCGAGAUUCUAUAUCAAAGAAAACGAUAUCGUUGACCUUGUAUUUUCCACCGGACGACAUUGACAAUGAUCAAAUGCUGAGUUCCCAUGAACUGGAAGGUUUUGGCACGCAGUUCGCCCUGCAAAAACUUCUGCAGUACUUCAUCAGCUUAACAAACAAUGGCAUAAUUCUUAAAAGCCAGCUGCAGAAAGGGGUAGAGUGGAUAUCAACAAAUCUGAAAGAGUCUUUCCUUUCUGACCUUUUCGGGCGUGAGUCAACUGCGAUUAGAACUUUUAUGAGGAAGAUACUUCCUGCCGCCGUGAGCUGUGGAAACACCAAAAUGGUGGAAUGUAUUAUCGAAAAAAACAUCGACAUCCUAAACAUGACAAAUUAUCGUAACAGGGACGGUUAUACGGAACAGGAGGAAUGCAUGUCAAUAGCGGUCACAAAUGGGGACAGUCGGAUGGUUGAACUGCUUUGCACAGCAGGGUUUUCGCUGCAAAUUGUUAGCCAUUUUUCAUCGCCAAAUUCAAAGAUGCUAUGGGAUACAAAGAAUCUUGGAGCUUUACGAAUCCUCCUCUCUUUUGGAGCAGAUCCAGAGUGUUUUAUCAUUGAUAAACCGCGGCAUUAUCCCCUCAUUGAUGCUGCGAAGUCGGGAGGCCUCGAGGCCGUUAAAAUGCUUGUGAAAAGGGGUUCUACGGUCAACUCAUAUGUACAAGCAUACUUUGGGACGUCCCUACAAGCGGCAGUAUGGGCUGGGCAUCUGGAAAUAGCCGAAUUUCUCAUUAGAUGCGGAGCAGAUAUCAACGCUCUAUCUGCUUUAACCCCCGAUGAUUGCGUUGACGAUUGCGUCGAUGAUUGCUUUUGCAGUUUUCAUAGACCAAUGUAUUGGGGCAUGAAAACACCGAUUCAAAUAGCCUGCGCGAAAAACCAUGUCUCUCUGGCCAAGCUAUUACUCACCCAUGGAGCAAAUGUUGAUCUUACCACCAGUUUCCAAAUUGAAAGGUAUUUCAAGUGCUCCCACCGUCGUGAUUAUCGUUAUUCAAUCCACUCGCCGCAUUGUAAUGAGUAUCAACUUUUCUCCGCGCUUCAAUACACCGUGCAAAAUGGAAACAUCGAUCUUGUUCGCCUACUUCUCUCAAAUAGAGCAAAUCCCGACUCAAGGGCGUUCCCGGUUUGGGAGGAUACGCCCCUUCAAUUAUCUAUCCGACUUGGUUACACAGAGAUAGCUCGAAUCUUGAUAGAACAUGGUGCAAAUGUGAAUGCUUCUCCUGCAUGGUAUAAUGGUCGGACAGCCCUACAAGCCGCGGCGGAGAGUGGAAAUAUCCAACUUGCACAAAUGCUUCUGAGAAAAAAGGCAGAUGUAAAUGCCCCGCCAGGGUAUGAAAGAGGGCGAACUGCAUUGCAGGCUGCUGUAAAAAAGGGCCAUCUUUCAAUAGCACACUUCUUGUGUCUAUCAGGUGCAAAUAUAAAUGCAAACCAUGCUUCCAUACAAGGCUUUGCAGCUAUUCGGGCAGCGGCAGAAAUAGGGGAUUUGAGCCUUAUUAAUGAUCUUGUGCGUCAGGGGGCAGAUAUACGCAAUGCAGCAGCUGGACAUAUAGCCGUACUGGCUUCAAUAUUUCACGGAAAUCUACUGAUGCUCAAGUCGUUUAUCGAACAUGGCGCACCGAUUAAUGGAAAUGGAAAAGGUGAUGACAUCCCACCAAUUGUAGCAUCAGCGAUGUUCGGCUGGAUUGAUGGUGUGAGUUACCUCCUGGAUAAUGGCGCCGAUGUCAACUCCUAUUACUAUGAAAACAAGGUGAAUGACAGUAUCAACAGCCUAGACUGGUCAAUCAUAAAUCAUGAUGUUGGUAUGGUUACAUUACUUUUGAAAAGGGGGGCAAAUAUUUAUUGCCCUUUUGCAAAAACCCCAUAUAAUUCUUCUCUCUGCCUUGCAUUGGACAACAGUUGUUCUAUGAGAAUCAUCGAUAAGCUUAUCAACGAGUCCGUCAAGCGAGAUCCAUUUGCUUUGAACCUGGAAGUCCUAGCUACAGCAGUAUGCAAUGAACGCGAUGACGACGGCGGGACGAGAACGGGAGCAAUCCUCAACGCUAUAUCCAAUCUUCCCAAGGCUUUAUACAUGGACCAAGUCGGGAAAGCAUGGAAUAAACUUUCGGAAUGUCGUAGCUAUUUGUUUGGCUCGAGAAACAGGAAUGCAAAGCUUGCGGAGCAAGUAAUUAGACUGUUGCUGCAGGCUGGGGCUGAUAUCAAUGCCAGGCACCCUUGGAUUGGUUGUACACUUCUACAGACAGCGGUGUACAGGGUGAAUAUUGACAUCGCAAAAUUCCUGAUUGAAGAAGGCGCUGAUAUCCAAGGCUUAACCAGCAACAGUAUAGGAACUCCCCUCCAAAUAGCAAUCAGGUACAAUGAAAUUGACUUCGCAUACUUCUUAUUGGAACGAGGUGCUGAUGUCAAUGCACCUCCAGCGGAAAAUUCCAUUGGUACUGCACUCCAAGCAGCUGUAUCCAAUGGGAACAAAACCCUGGUUUUAAAUCUUCUUGAACGUGGUGCUGAAGUCAACGUACCCUCAGCCGGAAACUAUGGUGUCACUGCACUUCACGAGGCUGCAAACAGAGGCAAUAUAGGCAUUGCUAUUGAUCUUCUCCAACAUGGAGCUCAUGUUUCUGAACCCGCCUCACCAAAAAAUAGUAGAACAGCAAUUGAUGGUGCUGCAGAACAUGGACAGGAAGACAUGCUGCAACUACUGUUGAACCAUUAUGAUGGAAGUGAAGAUCUGAAGGUUGUUUGUGACAGAGCAGCAACCUAUGCGACGGAAGAAGGGCAUUUCGAGAUUGCCUCGUGGCUUAGGCGAUAUCCCGAUUCUUCAACUGAAUGA
Messenger RNA from Talaromyces marneffei, 3540 nucleotides. RefSeq lists its product as uncharacterized. The coding region runs from base 1 to 3540 and encodes 1179 amino acids. Lineage: Eukaryota; Fungi; Ascomycota; Eurotiomycetes; Eurotiales; Trichocomaceae. The record is from RefSeq and is a predicted model, not a curated record. The transcript is spliced from 2 exons. Gene Ontology annotation, molecular function: protein binding.